CGGCCACGUAGUUUCCCCUCGAGUGUUCAAAGUUACAGGAAUCUAAAGGGUGGAGAAUGAAGCGGCGCAAUGCGGAUUGCAGCAAACUCCGUCGCCCGUUGAAACGGAACCGAAUCACCGAGGGUAUUCACAGCAGUACCUUCCUGUAUCUGAAGUUCCUGGUCGUUUGGGCGCUGGUUCUGCUGGCUGACUUUGUGCUGGAGUUCAGGUUCGAGUACCUGUGGCCUUUCUGGCUUUUCAUCAGGAGCGUGUACGAUUCCUUUAGAUAUCAGGGACUGGCGUUCUCUGUGUUCUUUGUGUGUGUCGCAUUCACAUCAGACAUCAUCUGCCUCCUGUUCAUCCCCAAGCAAUGGCUGUUCUUCGCCGCCAGCACGUAUGUCUGGGUACAGUACGUGUGGCAUACAGAGCGAGGUGUGUGUCUGCCGACCGUCUCUCUCUGGAUUCUCUUCGUCUACAUCGAAGCAGCCAUCCGAUUCAAGGAUUUGAAACAUUUUCAUGUAGACCUUUGCCGUCCAUUCGCUGCUCACUGCAUUGGUUAUCCCGUGGUGACGCUGGGCUUCGGAUUCAAGAGUUAUGUCAGCUAUAAGAUGCGUCUGCGCAAACAAAAGGAGGUGCAGAAGGAAAAUGAGUUCUACAUGCAGCUCCUGCAGCAAGCCCUGCCUCCAGAACAACAGAUGCUUCAGAGACAGGAACGAGAGACAGAGGAGGGUAAGAUCACCAUUUGA
This is a messenger RNA of Puntigrus tetrazona (Sumatra barb), 725 nucleotides long. Its product is annotated as macoilin-1-like. The record is from RefSeq and is a predicted model, not a curated record. The coding region runs from base 57 to 725 and encodes 222 amino acids. Lineage: Eukaryota; Metazoa; Chordata; Actinopteri; Cypriniformes; Cyprinidae. The transcript is spliced from 5 exons. Gene Ontology annotation, biological process: neuronal signal transduction. Gene Ontology annotation, cellular component: rough endoplasmic reticulum membrane.